AUGGGUUUCAAUAACUACCCACCAGCUUACCUCAGUCAAGAAGCCAAAGGAAAUGCUUUACUUACUGGAGUGAAUUUUGCAUCUGCUGCUUCUGGUUACUAUGACAGGACAGCACAGCUCUAUCGCGCAGUUUCCUUGACAACACAGGUUCAGUAUUACAAGGAAUGGCAAAACAAAGUCGUGAGUAGGGUUGGAAAGGCCAAAGCAAACACAAUGUUCUCUGGAGGAAUACAUCUCUUAAGUGCCGGGAGCAGUGAUUUCAUCCAAAACUAUUACAUCAAUCCAUUGCUUAACAGAGUAUACACUCCGGAUCAGUUCUCAGACAUUCUCAUGAAAUCCUACUCCACUUUUGUACAGAAUCUCUAUGCUCUUGGUGCAAGGAGAAUUGGAGUCACAACUUUACCACCAACUGGGUGUUUGCCAGCAGCUAUUACACUAUUUGGAUCAGGAAGCAACUUGUGUGUUGCACGAAUGAACCAAGAUGCAAUCUCCUUCAAUAACAAACUCAACAGUACCUCACAGGAUCUGAAGAGCAAGCUUCCUGGCCUGAAACUUGUUGUAUUUGACAUCUACAAUCCCCUGUUGGACCUAAUCACAAGACCGGCUGAUAAUGGGUUCUUUGAAUCAAGGAGGGCUUGCUGCGGAACAGGAACAUUAGAAACAGCCUUCCUUUGCAACGCCAGGUCGGUAGGAACAUGCUCAAAUGCUACACAAUACGUGUUCUGGGAUGGUUUCCACCCUUCAGAGAAAGCUAAUGAAAAGUUGGCAGGCAGUCUACUCGCACAGGGUUUUGAUCUCAUUUCUUAG
Messenger RNA from Oldenlandia corymbosa var. corymbosa, 807 nucleotides. The record is from the annotation of a GenBank genome assembly. Lineage: Eukaryota; Viridiplantae; Streptophyta; Magnoliopsida; Gentianales; Rubiaceae.